Molecule: messenger RNA, 1989 nt
Organism: Danio rerio (zebrafish)
Lineage: Eukaryota; Metazoa; Chordata; Actinopteri; Cypriniformes; Danionidae
Gene: pkp3a
Product: plakophilin 3a
Biological process (GO): cell-cell adhesion; animal organ development
Cellular component (GO): anchoring junction
Source: RefSeq, marked provisional
CGCUAACUAACCGGAGGUGCGUUUUUUGUUUUCACCCGUGAGGACUUGUUUUUUUUUCCCACUCUCCGGUUUGGUGGACUGUAACUUUCCUAUCUUUGCUGUUCAGCUCGCUUCACAAUGAGCACGAGUGUGACUUCGGAGAGCGUCUUUCUCUCGGCGCUGCAGCCCAACUCUACCGUCAGCACGUACGCGGUCCCGUCCGAGAACGAGCUCGGGUCGCACAAGGAGGAAUCCAGAUUUAAGCGCAUGCAACAGCAGGUGUCCAUGAGACUAGCGGAGAAAUCCACGCUCCCGCGCCAGAACGGCUCUUCGUCACAAUACGCGUCCUCAGAGUCUGGUAAUUAUUCAACAAUGACAAAAUAUUCAACAGUGGGACAAAACUUUAUCCCGAGUUUCAGCUCGAAAUCUUUUGUCAACUCGUCUGGCCGACAAAUAGUGGCCCAGCGUCCAUCCCAGUACUUGAGCGGUGGUUUCUCUUCCCGCUCUGCCGUUGAGUUCACCCCAAGAGCCAAAAUGAGUUACACAGCAGGAGGAGGUGGUGGUGGCGGUAGCUCAUAUUACCAAGAAGAUUUUGCUAGCGGUGACUAUGGUGGUGGCGGGUAUCAGAGUGGCGGUUAUCAAAUUAGUGGCGGCCAAGUUCAACAGCAGCAGGUCAACAAAGUGACCCGUUCCCUGAGCCGAAUGGGGGGUGACCCAGAGACCUUAUCCAUGCACUCCAUGCGCGUGUCAGCCAUACCACAGCAGGUUGUUUCUUCUUGGGUGGCUCAGGAAGACAGCGAUGGCAGCAUGGUUUCAGAACGCGACGCUACUUAUACACAGCGGAGCAUGAGCAAUGGCUACGCCGCCAACACUUACCCACGCCAGUCCAUGUACUCCAACUCAAAUAUGAAUGGAUUUGAAAGUGCGCAGCAGCAGGUCAGCUCCAUGACUCUGCCGACCAUGAAACGCUCCCUCAGUGGGACGCUUGCUACAAGCAGUGGAGGAGGAGGAGGAGGUGCUGUGGAGCAGGAGGUGUAUGUGAGCCGACAGUCCUUCAAAGGCCCAGCUCACCGCACCAUCAGCCGCAUUAACAAUCGGCAAACCCUUCGGACGUCCAGUGUGCAGUCUGGCAUGUUCGGAAGUGGCGGGGGAUUCAGCGGCUCCCAGGGGAACCUGUACAUGAUGCAGCAGGGGAGGCUAUCGCGUGCUGGCUCCGUCAGGAGCAUCCAUAGUGUUGGGAGAGGCAAGGACGUGUUCGAUGGCAUGGACAUGGCUGGCAGCAUGGGCAAUCUGAGUGGACUCAACAGUUUGGACAUGCCUACUGCCAUCAACUAUCUUGACCAGUCCGAUCAGGAACUUCAGAUGUUGGGCGCCGCCUACGUUCAGCAUGAGUGUUACAGUAACAAAGAUGCCAAAAAACAGGUGAACCAGUUAAAGGGAAUUCCUCGACUGGUGCAGCUUUUCAACAGUGACAACCAAGAGGUGCAGCGCUUUGCAACCGGUGCCACAAGAAACCUCAUCUACGAGAAUAUGGAGAACAAAGUGGCUCUUAUUGAAGCUGGCGGAAUUCCCAAACUCAUACAGGCACUGAAAGUAGAAGAUGAUGAGUUACACAAAAACAUUACAGGUAUCCUCUGGAAUUUGUCCUCUAAGGAUAAUCUGAAAGAAAGGCUGGCACGAGAAAUUCUUCCUGAAUUGACAGACAGGAUUUUGAUUCCCCUCUCCGGAACCGGAGACCAGGACAUCAUUGAGCUGAACCCCUCAGAGUCUGACAUCUUCUUCAACACCACUGGCUGUCUCAGGAACAUGAGCUCUGUAAAUGAGAAGACCAGACAACUGAUGAGAGAAACCAAAGGCCUCAUAGACGCUCUGGUCGGCUACAUUAAGAAAUGUGUGGUGGACAGUAAAGUGGAAGAGAAGGGUGUGGAGAACUGUGUGUGUGUGUUAAGGAAUCUGUCCUAUCAGGUGUACAACGAGAUCCCCCCCUCUAUAGCCUCACGUCUAGAUGGU